Micropterus dolomieu (smallmouth bass) is the source of this 1552-nucleotide messenger RNA. It is a transcript of the gene hmgb2b, whose product is annotated as high mobility group box 2b. Gene Ontology annotation, biological process: regulation of transcription by RNA polymerase II. The transcript has 6 exons. Gene Ontology annotation, molecular function: DNA binding, bending. Lineage: Eukaryota; Metazoa; Chordata; Actinopteri; Centrarchiformes; Centrarchidae. The coding region runs from base 379 to 981 and encodes 200 amino acids. The record is from RefSeq and is a predicted model, not a curated record.
GGCCAAUCACAGACCAGUAUCCGGCCGAGCUCCGCCCAGGUUGGCCGGCCGCGUUCCCGCCCUCUGAAUAGGAAUGACCAACGGGGGCGUUGCUGGGGGGCGGCGCCGGGCUCGAGCUCGACCCAGUUUGAAAGUGAACCAACGUCUCCAGUCGCCGCUUCAGCCACCAAACAACAACAAGAACCCGUGAACCCCCAAAAACCCGAAACCCGACCCAAAGUCUGCUCCGGCCCUCCUGACGAUUUUGAACGGUUGGUCGGAUGAAACAACAUGUGAAGACGUCACCCUCGACCGAGACGGACAGGCUGAAUGAUCAGUGCUGAAACUAAUUAACAGCAUGAUGGAUAAUAAAGAUGAAGAUGAAAUAAACGCGCCACUAUGAUGCGUAAAGACGUCAACAAGCCGAAGGGGAAGACGUCGGCUUACGCCUUCUUCGUCCAGACGUGUAGAGAGGAACACCGGAAGAAGCACCCCGAGCAGUCCGUCAACUUCGCCGAGUUCUCCAAGAAAUGCUCUGAGAGAUGGAAGGGUCUGUCUGCCAGCGAUAAGAAGUGUUUCGAGGACAUGGCGAAGGCCGACAAGGUGCGUUACAACAGGGAGAUGAGAGACUACAUCCCGCCCAAGGGCUUCGGAAAGAGGGGCCGCAAAAGGAAAGACCCCAACGCACCCAAAAGACCCCCGUCUGCGUUCUUCGUGUUCUGCAGCGAGUACCGUCCCAGCGUGAAGCAGCAGUACCCUGGUCUGUCUAUAGGAGACUGUGCCAAGAAGCUGGGAGAGAUGUGGAGCAAACUGUCCCAGUCUGAGAAGCUGCCCUACGAGGAGAAGGCCCAGAAACUACGAGAGAAAUACGACCGGGACAUGGUGGCGUACCGCGGCGGCGGCACGUACGCCAGGAACCCCGGCUCUUCAGCUCAGGGAGGGGAGGAAGAGGAGGACGACGAAGGAGAGGACGAAGACGAGGAGGACGACGACGACGAGUAGAAGACGAGCUGCAGCUGGAUGAGAGGGAGAGACAAAAGGAGGUAGAGAGAGAGAGAGAGACAGGUAGGUGUGUGUGUUUCAGAGGUAGGACAGUGUUGAGGUGCAGGUGAGGGCCUGUGACAGCUGAUUGGACAAGAGCAGGCAGGGGGCGGAGCUUCACAGCAGAAACAAAGCAAAGGGAGACGUGGUGACAGCUGACUGAAAGCAGGUCUGAGGUCAGGUGAGCUUUCAGUAAGAUGUUUUCUUUCCUCCAGUUGGAUCAGUUGAGUCAAACCUCACCUGGUCGUGUUUGUGCAGGUGAAGCUACAUCACCAGUCACAUGUUACUGACCCCCACCGAAGAUCACCUGGAACUCAGGUGUCGCCGUCCGACGUGGAGUCCAGAUCAGUUCAGGAUCAGACAGAAGGUCAGUGAAGACGUCUGGAAGACCUCAGCUAGGAACUUCAGCCGCUGUCUGCCCGAGGUCAGGGGUCAUUAGAGGUCGUCAGGGUCGUCUGUCAGUAGCCAGGACGGCAGUGUUUUUCUUCCAUACACGAUUCCGUGUAGAAAAUCAUGUUAUAUUAGUCGAUCA